UAUUAAUCAUGGAGCUGCUUCUGGCACUGCAUGUGCAUCAAUGGCUUCGGCCCACUACAUAUUAUUCUACACUCCUCCCUUAGCUUCUCUUCAAAUUACAAGUAUUCUUUAUUAACCUUUACAAAUCCCCUCUCUCUUGUAUUGUAUAUAUAUGUAUGUAUAUAUAUACACACACAAAAGAACAUAUUGUACAUAUCGUUUCCUAAGAGCCCCAUGUAAAAAUAACAAAAAAGAAAAAGAAAAAAGAAGGUAGCUAGAUAGACCAAACUUGAUCAAUUAUCCCUAGUACUUGAAAUAUGCAACCAAAGAUGAGCAAUAGAUCAGCCAUAGCACCUUGUAGCCGAUCAUGGUCCGUAAGUGAGGAUUCUCUAAGAAGGUAUGUGCACUUCGCGAGUGAAAGUUGCAUUCAAGAACUGCUUUCAGCUUCAGACUCCAAUGGCAAUGGCGGAACUAGUGUUAGUAGUGAUGGAUGGAAGGUUCUUAAUCUCGAAAAUGGAGUCGAGAUAUCGAAGCGCCGCUCCGGUUCGCUCCACACUUUCCGCAGCCGCUGGCUGCUUAAAUCCCUCUCGCCUCAGCAAUUCAUCACUGUUGCCAACGCCAUUGAUGCUGCAAAGCAAUGGGAUUCUGAUCUGGUAGAAGCCAAGUACAUAAAAGACCUUGAAGAGAAUCUGAGCAUUAUUCGUCUGAGGUUUGGAGAUAAUGCUAAGCCACUGUUUAGGAAUAGAGAAUUCAUUGUCUACGAGCGACGUGAAACCAUGGAAGAUGGCACCUUGGUGGUGGCAGUUGCUUCACUGCCAAAGGAGAUAGCAGCAGGAUUGGAACCAAAGCAAAACAAUGCAAUAAGAGGACUGCUUUUGCAAUCAGGCUGGGUUGUGGAGCAACUUGAAGGUGAUGACUCAUGUAUGGUCACCUAUGUUGUUCAGCUUGAUCCUGCUGGAUGGCUUCCCAAGUGCUUUGUGAAUCGACUCAACAACAAACUGGUUAUGAUAAUUGAGAAUCUCAGGAAACUAGCACAAGGUUGCCCAAUAAACAAGGAUACAUAAUUCAACUUAUCUAUAAUUGUUUGAAUAAUUAAUAUCACAAAAGUUAGAAGACGAUAUUGCAUUAAUGAUAUCGUCAAUAUUAUAUUAUUUCAAAUUGAUUAUACCUUUUUUUUAUUUUUUAUUUUGCUAGUAGAGUUAAAUGAGGCAUCAGGCUUAUUAAUCAGGCUUUGAACCGUCCUUGUUGUAGGGCUGAUGUUACUAAUUGUAAAUUGCCCAAUAUUUUUAUAAUUAAGUACUACUUUUCAAU
This is a messenger RNA of Morus notabilis, 1290 nucleotides long. RefSeq names its product START domain-containing protein 10. Lineage: Eukaryota; Viridiplantae; Streptophyta; Magnoliopsida; Rosales; Moraceae. The record is from RefSeq and is a predicted model, not a curated record. The coding region runs from base 297 to 1043 and encodes 248 amino acids. Gene Ontology annotation, molecular function: lipid binding. The transcript has 5 exons.